GUUGCUUUUGAAAGCAACAGCAGAAGCAGACAGUGCCUUUUGUUGUUAUUGCAGCUGUGAUAGUUUUAAAAACAGUAUUCUUGUGAAUACAAUACUGCAACUAAAUCAACAAUAUAAUAAGCGUUAAUAAAGAGAUGCUUUUCAUUUCCUAGUACAGCUGGAGAAGAACAUUUGAACAACAUGUGCUGCAAGUGCUGUGGAGAAACUCAACGCAAGAGCUGGGUCUUUGGUCUAGGAUCGGUGUUUGUUAUAUUGGGCAUACUAGCUGUGGUGCUGUGGCCUGGACUGGCGGACAAGCUGGUGGAGAAUGGUCUCAAACUGGCGCCUGGCACUGAUACCUACGACAGCUGGGUAGAAGCACCUAUACCCAUUUACUUGGAAUUCUAUUUGUUCAACUGGACCAAUCCAGAGGAUAUACGCAAUCCGAAUAUUAAACCACAUUUUACAGAGCACGGUCCCUAUGUUUACUUGGAGAAACAUAAAAAGGAGAACUACACAUUUUAUCCAAAUGCAACAGUUUCAUAUUAUGAGCGACGCACUUGGUUCUUUGACCAUCAGCGCUCCAAUGGCACGGAAAAGGAUUUGAUAACAGCGGCGCAUGUUAUCACAGCGACAGUUGCCGAUGAAAUGCGUCAUGUGAAUCGAUUGUAUAAGAAAGUUAUUAACUUUAUGCUGAACACGGAGGGUGGCAAGUUGUAUGUCACCAAGCCGGUGAAUGAGUGGAUCUUUGAUGGCUAUCAGGAUGAUCUUACCGACUUUCUGAAUCUUUUUAAUACCACUAAGAUUGACAUACCCUAUACACGCUUUGGCUGGCUGGCAGAUCGCAACCAAUCGCUGGAGUACGAUGGUUUGUUUACAAUACACACAGGCACCGAUGACAUAUCCAAUAUAGGACGUCUUACGCAUUGGAAUAGCAAGAACGAAACGGGUUUCUAUAAGGCGCCCUGUGGCAUUGUCAAUGGCACCACUGGCGAUCUAUUUCCACCCAAAAUGAAUGUAAACGAUGAGGUUACCAUAUUUGCCACCGAUGCUUGUCGUUUUAUGAAUCUGCGUCCGGAGGGCACUUUGGAGCGACAUGGCCUGACUGCUACACGCUGGGUGGGCACAGAGGAAACACUCGACUCGGGUGAAAACUAUCCCAAUCAGCAGUGCUUCUGCGAUCCGCGUUUGGAGGAGUGUCCCAAGACAGGCGUAGUGGAGUGCAAGGCUUGUCGCGAUGGCGCACCCAUCUACUCUUCAUUUCCACAUUUCUAUUUGGCAGACAAGUCGUAUUUGAAUGCUGUCAGCGGCCUGCAGCCGGACAAGUCCAAGCAUGAGUUUGUCAUGGCUGUGGAGCCAACGCUGGGCGUGCCAGUGCAAGUGCAUGGACGCAUUCAGAUUAAUAUGAUGAUGGAGCCGGAUGAGGACUUUGACAUUUAUCGCGGUGUACAGAAGCUGCUGAUGCCCAUGUUCUGGUUUGAUCAAAAGGCAGAGCUAAGCUCAGAGCUGGCAGCUAAGGCGAGAUUGGCAAUCAAUCUGUCCGACUAUGGCUUCUACUUUGGCAUUGCCUCAAUUGUCUUUGGCGGCAUUUUCUUAAUCACAGGCAUAACACUUACAAUUACCAAGCGCUGGGUGCGUCGUCCUGUUGAUGAUGAGGACAUUUUAACCAACUAAAGCAUUAAUAGUCAAGUUUUAAAUCAAAUGCCAAAGUGCCAAGACGCAUAUUGUUAUUGUUUAUACAGUUGGCCAUUAUUUAAUUGACAUAAUCUAAUUGUGAUACACACACACACACUCAGACAAACUCACACACACACACACAUACUAAGCUUAAAUUGAAAUUAUUUUCUUGUUUAAUGUUACUUACGUGCAAUAAUUCAAACAGUUUAUAGCCAUUUAAACUAAACAGUCAGCAUUCCUUUAAGCUUAUAUUACAUAAAAUAAAAACAAAUUGUUUUUAAAAUAA
Messenger RNA from Drosophila busckii, 1942 nucleotides. Its product is annotated as protein croquemort. The coding region runs from base 181 to 1653 and encodes 490 amino acids. Gene Ontology annotation, cellular component: cytoplasm; membrane. Gene Ontology annotation, molecular function: scavenger receptor activity. The transcript has 5 exons. NCBI's taxonomy places the organism in Eukaryota, Metazoa, Arthropoda, Insecta, Diptera, Drosophilidae. The record is from RefSeq and is a predicted model, not a curated record.